Linum trigynum is the source of this 1954-nucleotide messenger RNA. Lineage: Eukaryota; Viridiplantae; Streptophyta; Magnoliopsida; Malpighiales; Linaceae. The record is from the annotation of a GenBank genome assembly.
GAUUCCCAUUCGAAAAUCCACACAACAAACUUAGAAACCCAACUUGCAAAUUGGAGCUUCAAACUAUUCCCAAAGCAGACUCACAAUUUUCGAGUACUAUUCAACACAAAAAAAACCACCGUUGCCCAAUGGCUAGUGCAUGGCUUUGGUCAUCAACUACAUUUCUGAUGAUCUUCAUCUCCAUAUUCUUUCCCAUCCCUCUUCCCAUCUCUCUUCCUCCUCCAAUUACAGUUACUGCUGCAUGGGCAUGGCCACAAAUUGCAAUUUCCAUGGCUUGCCUUCUUGUGCCUCUCACCAUAAUCACCUUGAUUCACUUCUUGCCUCUACUGAUCCUCCACCAUGAUCAUCGCCACAACAACAACAAAAACCUCCCCAAGGGCUCCUUUGGCUGGCCUUUGCUUGGUGAAACCCUUGGCUUCCUUAACCCUCAUCCAUCCACUUCACCUGGAGCUUUCCUUCAAGACCAUUGCUCUAGGUAUGGGAAGGUUUUCAGGUCACAUUUGUUCUUGUCCCCAACUGUGGUGUCAUGUGAUCAGGAGCUGAACUACUUCAUACUCCAGAAUGAAGGGAAGCUAUUCGAAUGCAGCUACCCAAAACCCAUCCAUGGGAUUCUUGGAAAUGUGUCGAUGCUUGUGGCCGUUGGUGACACUCACAGGAGGCUUAGGAACGUUGCUCUGUCUCUUGUCAAUGUCACAAAAUCGAACCCUGAGUUCUUGCAUGACGUGGAGAUGACUGCAACUAUGAUCCUGAAAUCCUGGAGUGGGAAGGAGCAAGUUCUGUUCUGCGAGGAAGCCAGAAAGUAUAGUUUCAACGUGAUUGUGAAGCAAGUUCUUGGGUUGACGCCAAAGGAUCCUGAAACCACAAGGAUUCUUGAGGAUUUCUUAACCUUCAUGAAGGGUCUCAUCUCUCUUCCUCUCUAUGUUCCUGGAACUCCAUAUGCUAGAGCUGUUCAGGCUAGAAGCAGGAUAGCUUCCUCUGUUAAAGCAAUUAUAGAGGAAAGGAAAAGAAGGAGAAGGAUGGAAGGACAAGGCUAUUUUGGGAAAGGGAAAGUUGAUUUCCUUGAGAUAUUACUGGGCGUGGAAACCUUAUCUGAGGAUGAAAAAGUGAGUUUUGUUCUGGACUCUCUGUUGGGUGGAUAUGAAACAACUUCUCUGUUACUGGCCAUGGUGGUGCAUUUUCUAGGUCAAUCCCCUCUUGCCCUUUCUCACCUCAAGUUGGAGCAUGACAAUAUAAGAAGUUGGAAGAAAGAGGGAGAGUGUUUGAGUUGGGAAGAUUACAAGAAGAUGGAAUUCACCCAUCAUGUCAUCAAUGAAGCAAUGAGGUGUGGGAACAUAGUAAAGUUUGUGCACAGAAAGGCCCUGAAAGAUGUCAAAUUUAGAGAUUACUUGAUUCCAUCUGGCUGGAAGGUUCUGCCUGUCUUUACUGCUGUUCAUUUGGACCCUUCUUUGCAUCCAAAUGCUCUCAAGUUUGAUCCUUGGAGAUGGGAGAGUGAAGAUCAAACAAGCAAGAAAUUCACACCAUUUGGAGGAGGGUUAAGGUGUUGCCCUGGGUCUGAACUGGCCAAAGUUGAAGUUGCAUUCUUCCUCCACCAUCUAGUACUGCAGAACUUCAGAUGGAGAACUGAAGAUUCAGAUGGGCCCUUGGCAUUUCCUUAUGUAGAAUUUGAAAAGGGUUUGCUGCUAAAUUUGGACCAUUCAUGAUGAUCACUCACAGCUCUUUGAAGAAUUUUUUUUUUCUGUAGUUGCUUUAACUUUUUUGAGGAGGUUUAAUUAGGAUCAUUAUCUGUCAAUCUUUACUUUCUGUUGCUCCAUAUGUAUGUAACUAUGUAUACAUAUCUUCCAUUCCCCCUGCCCUUGCUUCAUCUCGAUGGAAAUGGGCUUUUGCCACAAAUGUUUUAUUUUGUGUUGACGCUCAAUUUGGUAAAUAGUAAGAGGAAUAAACAUUGCGUAGGUUG